Messenger RNA from Coprinopsis cinerea okayama7#130, 679 nucleotides. RefSeq lists its product as hypothetical. Bases 1 to 621 code for a protein of 206 amino acids. NCBI's taxonomy places the organism in Eukaryota, Fungi, Basidiomycota, Agaricomycetes, Agaricales, Psathyrellaceae. The record is from RefSeq and is a predicted model, not a curated record. The transcript is spliced from 3 exons.
AUGGUUCAAAUCUCCAAGUCUUUCGCUGUCGCCGCCCUCGUCGCUGCCCCCGCGCUGGCUGCCCCUAUGAUGCAAUCCUCGGAGGAGUACAUGGAGGCUCGGGAUUUCAAUGAUGUCGAGCUCGUCGAGCGUAAAUUUAGCGGCUUGGCUAGUGCAUUGAACACAUUCGGCAUGCUCUCGACUGGUGUUUCGCUCGCUACUGGUCUGGGAUCCCUUUUCAAGAAGAAAGAGAAACGUGCUUUCGAGGAGGACUUAUUGGAAGCAAGGGAGCUUAUUGAUGAAGUCGAUGCGCGCAACCUUGCCGGUCUUCUGAAGAGCGCUGGAGCACUCAAGUAUGCCUAUCCCGCUCUUGGCGGUCUAAUCGGUGUUGGUCUCGGCGCCGGCUCCGCAUGGCGAGCCAACAACAAACGAGACUUCAUCGAUGACAGCCUCAUGGACGCACGAGACUUCCUGGACGACUCGUUCGACGCCCGGGAGUUCAUCGAAGAUUCAUUGGAUGCUAGGGACUUUGAAGAUGUUCUUGAUGCUCGUGCUGUGUUGGAGGACUUGGAGCUUUUGGAGCGAGGUUGGGAUGAGCCGAUGGAUGUGUAUGAGCGGGAGUUCUACGACGAUCUCGAUUAAAUAAUUAAUUAAUUACUAUCGUAUGGAGGUACACUAAUGCAUUUUUUUUUGCUUGUGC